Ceratosolen solmsi marchali is the source of this 942-nucleotide messenger RNA. Its product is annotated as transmembrane protein 45B. The record is from RefSeq and is a predicted model, not a curated record. Lineage: Eukaryota; Metazoa; Arthropoda; Insecta; Hymenoptera; Agaonidae. Bases 124 to 906 code for a protein of 260 amino acids. The transcript is spliced from 2 exons.
GCGGAAACGGGAAUUUUAAUCUGGAGUACAGUGUAAUUUGUUCAAUAUACAGUCACUACUAAAUAUCAUAAUUAAUUUGUAGUUGAGUUAUGCCUGCGGCCAGUUUUUGGAGCAAGCAUCAAAAUGGCUGGAGGAGAAAAUCAAUUGCCAUAUCUACUAACUGGCUGUAUUUUUUAUGCAUUUGGUAUUAAGUGGUGUUGUGAAUAUGCAAAAUUAUGGUACGUCAAUCCAAAGUCUCGUCAACACCGUGAUAAUCCAAAGUUGGGAGCAAUGCUUAGAUUUCGUAAAACAUGCCUGAAGAUGCUGCAUAGUCAUCCUAUUGAAGGAAGUCUAAAAUUAAUUGCUACUGCCAUUGGUUUAGCUGGAACAUUAACUGGUGGCUUACCAAACUCUGGAAUUGUUUCGCCCAAAGUUGUGCAUGCUACUAUUUAUCUAUUCUUUGCUUUUUCUGGGCUCGUAGAUGUUCUUCAUUUUUAUUUUCCUCACAAUAUUAGUAAUGGUUUAUCAAAAAUGGCUUUAGCACAGAGUUUUUUUAUCGAGGGAUUUUUAUUUGUGUGGGCUAGCGUUAGUGAAAGUCCUGUGGUUAAUAUGAUUCUGGCAGCAACUGUAUGGCUAACAAGCAUAGCUGUAACAUUAGAAUUGGUUUGGCCAGAAGUAAAAUUAUUGAGAGGAGCUACAACGUUAUUGCAUGGAGGAUGGAUCGCGCAUAUGGUCAGAGUAUUUCGUAACGAACCUUUAACUUUAGAAAAAAUAGCUUUGGCAUUUUCCUGGCACAUAGCUGGAGCUUCAACUGUUACACUUCUUGUUGUAGCAAUAACCCGAAGCUGCUUGCCUCGUGAGCCUCCUCCACCACCAGAAGUUCCAAUCUAUGAUUAUUGCAAUGAAUUGGAAAUUCGUUCUACCUAAAGAGAUUUAAUAAAAUUUUUCUUAUUUUAAAAAUUU